AUCAAGACGUCCGUUGUCCAGUUUCGUCGCAUCUUCUGGUGCACCAGCCGCCGCCGGCCUCCCUCGUUCGCCCUCUAUCCCAUUUAGAACCGCUAUCUUUUAAGGUUUUGCUCCCGAGACAAUACGAAACAUUGCUUGCCAUUUCCAGUCCCGCCGGCCCCAACUUUGCGCCGCCGCCUUGCACAAGAUUGCAUCCCCGUCUUGGAAGUGACAACUCGACGACACGACACGAGGUGGAGAUGGCUAACUCGGCGAACCCGCCUCACGCAGAACUGCAGUUCGUCGUGUCGACCGGCCUCGAAAAGCCCGAUGCCGACCUGCGCAAGUUCAUCCGCAGCCACGUCAUGAAGGGCAAGAACCUAGGCAAGAAGCUGCAGCCGCGAUCACAAAAGUCGAAGCACGCUCGAAAGCAACAGGCUGCAGAUGCCGACGCGGCGUCAGCAAGCGAUGCCCAGGCCGAACAUGACGAGCUCAUUGUAUAUGGCUCUUUUGCUCCCCCGACGCCCCCUCCUCGUCGUUCUUCUCCUCCCGCGCAGGCCCAGUCCCUCUACCCAGGCCCAGUGCCAAUCCCAGGCCCAAUGCCAAUCCCAGGCCCGCCCGCCUCGGUGCCUGCAAAGUUCGGGUCGGACGUGUCGUCGAUCCGGUUCCCCGACGAGGUGGAGCCUGGGGCGGUCGAGGCCGUGCUGCAGUUCUCCACCAUCGCCAAGCGCGUGCUAUUCCCCCUCGAGUCUUGCAUAUUCUUCGAGAACAGGGCCGAGACAUGGAUAGCCCCCCUGGCCGUCGACCCCGCCUUCCUUCACGUCAUGGCCUUCACCUCGCAGUGGUACUUUGACGUGAUUAUGCCUGGCAAACCCAUCGACGUCGUCAGCCGCCGCACUGUGCCGCACUAUACCCGGGCCAUCGAGAUCCUGCGCCAGCGCUUUGCGCGCGACGACGACCCGGCGCAGCUCUCCUUCACCACCGUCGCCGCCAUCAUGGGCCUUGCCGGCCACGCCUUCGUCACGGGCGACAUCAAAUCGGCGAGGAACCAUAUGGAGGGCGUGUACAGGAUAGUCAGGCUGAGAGGGGGUGUGUCGGGUUUUGCCGGGGCUACGAAGCUGGUAGUGGAGAUACUGAGGGUCGACAUUGGCAUGGAGCUCCACACGGGCUCAAGGCACAUCUUCUACAGCAGCUCGGACCCGCCCCCGCCGUAUCCGGACCUGACAGAGCUGCUCAAGCUGCGGGGGCCGUACGGCCCCAACACCCCCCCCCAACAGUGCCCCAUCAGCGCGUUCCCCGACGGCAUCGACAGAGGGCUGGCGCGGGCGUGGCAGGCGCUGGCCGACUUUUGCGCCGUCAUCAACUACGCGGCGGGCGCGGGAAAGUGCAUCCCGACGGAGACGUUCCGCGACGCCAUGGCCGCCGUCAUGUACCAGCUGCUGGAUUUGGGUGGGGGCCGCUUCGAACCCGGGUCGAGCGCCGAGGCCGUGCGGCUGGCCCUGCUGGCCUUCGCGGCCAACGUGUUCCUGCAGUGGAAGAUGAUGGGCGCGGGCUACGCACACCUGAGUGCCGCGCUCAGGUCGUGCUUCGCGCAGCUCGCGCCCUCGCGCGUCGACCCCCGCCUGCUCGUAUGGCUGCUCAUGGUCGGCGCCGUGUCGGUGCUAGAUACCCCUGAGGACGCGUGGUUGCGCAUGCUGCUGUAUGCUAAUGUGCGCCUGUGCGAUGUUGAGUCGUGGGAGGACAUGCAGCGCCUGCUUGGCUCGUUCAUGUGGAUUGGCAUGACGCAGGAUAAACGCGGGAAGGCCGUGUUCCAGUCGCUGUUUGCUUCGCAGGGUGUUGCUUCGUUUUAA
Molecule: messenger RNA, 1829 nt
Organism: Lasiosphaeria miniovina
Lineage: Eukaryota; Fungi; Ascomycota; Sordariomycetes; Sordariales; Lasiosphaeriaceae
Exons: 5
Coding region: 240-1829 (529 amino acids)
Source: RefSeq, a predicted model, not a curated record